AUGUCAUCACCUUUUUUCUUAGGAGACUUUGCAUCACAAUCGAGAAAUAGAGCUCUAGGCCCUUCUUUGCGUGGACUAAGUACAGCUGCUCGCAACAACAACCCUCAACGUUGGUCAAGCCAGAAAACGAUAAAAGAGGAAAUAUUGUUGUUUUAUGCAAGACAGUCUGAAGGCAUUCCACAUAUACCUGAUUAUCUUACAAAUACAGUAUACGAUCGUCUAGUCAAGAAACAGUACGUUCUGUUCAACAAAAAGAAUGACUACAAAUACGAAGCUCGAAAAGAUUUGGUGGAACCGACUAAUGUAGCCCAUAAAAACAUGCCACUUAAUAGUUUGAGACAGCACUCAUUAGAUGAAAGAAGCGGAAUGUCGUUUUAUGAACAUACUCCAACAUCAAGUAAUAAUAAUGCAGGGAAAAAGGUCCCAACUGUUCAAGAAUAUGCAGCCCUGAGCGCUUUGUUAAAUCGGAACAGUUACGACUUUAAUUUGCUUAUUCAAGAUUUGCGCUUACCUAGUGCUUGGGAUGUUCGACCAAAGUGCGAUUUUAUAGGAGUCAAUUCAGAUAAUCUUGAAUUAACAUAUACAGGCGAUGGAAAGGAUGGGACGGAAGUAGCUUCGGUUAGGGCAAAUCACGCCAUGAAGAAACAAUGUGGAAUAUACUACUUUGAAAUCCAAGUGAUUUCAAAAGGGAUUGAUGGGCAUAUUGGGAUUGGAUUUUGUAGAAACAUCAAUAGCCUAAACCGUUUUCCAGGAUGGGAAGAACACUCGUGGGGAUAUCAUGCAGAAAAUGGAAAGGUCUACUCAGGACCAGGUACCGAAAAGUCUUAUGGACCAUCCUAUGGCACAGGAGAUAUUAUCGGAUGCGGUGUAGACUUCAGAGACAUGUCCGCGUUUUAUACAAUAAAUGGUAUCUAUCUGGGAAUUGCAUUUGACGAUAUUUAUGAAACCGACAUUUACCCAUUUGUCGGUUUCAAAACCGCAGGCGAAAAAAUCGAGGCCAACUUUGGCACAAAACCAUUUUUGUACGAUAUAAAACAACACAGAGCAAAUGAAAAAAGGGAGUUGCUAAAGGACGUCACAAAGCAAUCUAUUGAACCGGUAGUGUCUCGUUUUCCCGUCAUCAAUGCGUUUGUAGAGAGUGAUCAUGCUGAUAAAGUAGUCAUGGAAUAUUUAAGACAUCAUGGGUUUUUAAAAUCUGCCGCUGCUUUAGAAGGUGAAAUGAAGCUAAAAUCCGACGAGUUGCCUGAUGUAGAUACCGAAAUGAUUAAUAGACAAGGUAAUAUAAUUUAUAGGUUAGGAUAA
This is a messenger RNA of Mucor mucedo, 1302 nucleotides long. RefSeq names its product concanavalin A-like lectin/glucanase domain-containing protein. Gene Ontology annotation, molecular function: protein binding. The record is from RefSeq and is a predicted model, not a curated record. Gene Ontology annotation, biological process: cell surface receptor signaling pathway; cytoskeleton organization. NCBI's taxonomy places the organism in Eukaryota, Fungi, Mucoromycota, Mucoromycetes, Mucorales, Mucoraceae. Gene Ontology annotation, cellular component: cytoplasm. The transcript has 3 exons. Bases 1 to 1302 code for a protein of 433 amino acids.